Molecule: messenger RNA, 1190 nt
Organism: Pelecanus crispus (Dalmatian pelican)
Lineage: Eukaryota; Metazoa; Chordata; Aves; Pelecaniformes; Pelecanidae
Source: RefSeq, a predicted model, not a curated record
AGAGCCUAAAGUCGAGAAUAUCCCCAAAAGAAAGCUGUCGUCUAUAGGAAUACAAGUUGACUGCCUUCAGCCAGUGGCAAAAGAGGAGCCUCCUCCACCAGCCACCAAAUUCCAGUCCAUCGGGGUACAGGUAGAGGACGAGUGGCGAAACAGCCACUCUCGCAGCAUGUCCUCCAAACAGGACACAGACUCUGACACACAGGAACUUAAUAACUCUAGCUGUAAAUCGUCUGAGAGAAGCCUCGCUGAGUGCCCCCAACACAACAACUCCGUUGGUGUUGAUGCCACUACCAGGCAACCAGCCAAGCCCUCACAGAUUAAGAGAAACCUCUCCUAUGGAGAUAACAAUGACCCAGCCCUGGAGCCUUCCUCCCUCCCUCCUCCUGACCCCUGGCUUGAGACAUCCUCCACCUCCCCAUCAGACCCCACGCAGCCAGGAGCCUGCCGGCGGGAUGGGUACUGGUUUCUGAAGCUGCUGCAGGCAGAAACAGAGCGGUUAGAAGGCUGGUGCCGCCAGAUGGACCAGGAGACCAAAGAGAACAAUCUCUCUGAAGAAGUCUUAGGAAAAGUCCUGAGUGCAGUGGGCAGUGCACAGUUACUAAUGUCACAGAAGUUCCAGCAAUUCCACGGCCUCUGUGAACAAAACUUGAACCCUAAUGCCAAUCCCAGACCCACAGCUCAGGACCUAGCUGGGUUUUGGGAUCUCCUGCAGUUGUCCAUUGAAGACAUCAGCAUGAAGUUUGAUGAGCUGUACCACCUGAAAGCUAAUAGCUGGCAAUUGGCAGAGACACCGGAGAGAAAGGAAGAGAAGAAACCACCCCCUCCAGUGCCAAAGAAGCCAGCCAAGUCCAAAUCCCAACUGAACCGGGACAAAGCCUCCGAUUCAGACAAGCAGCGCCAGGAAGCUCGCAAGCGUCUUAUGGCAGCCAAGCGGGCUGCCUCUGUCCGGCAGAACUCGGCCACGGAGAGCGCAGAUAGCAUCGAGAUCUACGUACCUGAGGCACAGACCCGCCUUUGAGCAAAGGGGCAGAGGAAGGAACCGUGUGGUUUUUAUAAGUCAUUAAAAAGGAAAAAAAAAAAGGUUCUCUCUAAACUAGUGUGAUUUAUUCAGUCUAGAGACAAUGAGCCAUCCUUGAAAAGGGCUCCUGAGUUGGCUUUUUUCUCUCAGCUUUAAGUAAUGAAGAUUUUAA